AUGGGAAACAGUUCUGGAAAGCCGGUGAACUUCGCAGAUGAAGUGAGCCUCAAUCAUUUCCGACUUCUGCGAGUCGUUGGAAAAGGUGCUUUUGGAAAAGUCAGGAUAGUAGAGAGAAAGGAUACGGGCUUGACGUUUGCGCUGAAGUACAUUCGCAAGGAUGAGGCUUAUCUUGCACCAGAAGUCUAUAAAGGAUGCGGAUAUGGACCUGGAGCGGAUUGGUGGUCUUUAGGAGUACUGUUCUACGAAUGUAUCUACAAUAAGAGGCCAUUUGAAGGUAGUACACAAACUACGUUGGCAGCACAGAUAACCAAAGCUGCACCAAAUUUUCCCGUCACAGCACCUGCAGUUUCUAUGCCAUGUUUACAUGCCAUCAGCUCAGCUCUUGAGGAAGAUCCAGCGAAGCGAAUGGGUUCAGCCGGAUUUGAAACUUUUACCGAUAACCCUUUCUUUCGACCCAUAGACUUCGAGGCACUUGAGAGAAAAGAGAUAGAGCCAGUCUUCGUCCCAUCUAGUGAAAAGACGAAUUUCGAUGCUACCUAUGAUCUUGAGGAAUUACUAUUGGAGGAGGCACCUUUAGAAGCUCGGGCGCGUCGACAAAAGCCAAGGGAGGCUUUAAAGGAUGAUGCGACAGAGAAAGAAAUCAAGGAAGAGGAACUCCAUAAGAUGAUUGAAGCUCAAUAUACCACAUUCGAUUACACCAAAGCAGCGUAUGACAGAUAUAAUGAAGGUGGUGACCCAAAUUCUCCACCUCCCGUUACACAAACCAAUAGCCCAUCUACCCCAGCAUCGCAAACUUCUGAUGAAUUCCCAAAAGCCACGCUCACGCGCACUUUAUCUAAAAAUCGGAAGAGAGCUGCUUCGCGUUCCCAGCCAUCUUCACGUUCUGAAUCACCAUCGAAUAGUGCAAAUGCUCCACCAGUUCCUAGCCCACAGGCUCCUGGCUCUCAACAAACACCCCAAAAUAUUAGCCCUGUUUUAGGGCCUCCUCGUUCCGUGCCCCAUGCCCAGUCCCCAAGUACGAGCAAGACACCCUUAUCACCCUAUCAACAGUCAUACAACCGUCCUCAUCGUCCCGGUGGAAUACGCAAAGAAUCGCAAGGUGGGGGCAUGCAGGUUGUAUUGGCUGAAACUGGAAGCUGGUCAGAAUUGGCCAAGCAAGAUGCGACCCUACCCGCAGAUGCCAAGUUGGUAGAAGCACAUGCUAAGCCAACUGGUAUGUUAGGAUUCUUAUCAAGAAAGAAGGGCAGAGGCCAUAGUCCAAAGCCACAGGAGAGGGGUAUCCUAGGAAAGGAAGGUGCAAGAAUCAUUAUAAGUCAGGGGUGA
Messenger RNA from Sclerotinia sclerotiorum 1980 UF-70, 1326 nucleotides. RefSeq lists its product as hypothetical. The record is from RefSeq and is a predicted model, not a curated record. NCBI's taxonomy places the organism in Eukaryota, Fungi, Ascomycota, Leotiomycetes, Helotiales, Sclerotiniaceae. The coding region runs from base 1 to 1326 and encodes 441 amino acids. The transcript is spliced from 5 exons. Gene Ontology annotation, biological process: peptidyl-serine phosphorylation; intracellular signal transduction. Gene Ontology annotation, molecular function: ATP binding; protein serine/threonine kinase activity.